Molecule: messenger RNA, 1242 nt
Organism: Fopius arisanus
Lineage: Eukaryota; Metazoa; Arthropoda; Insecta; Hymenoptera; Braconidae
Product: activating signal cointegrator 1 complex subunit 1
Exons: 5
Coding region: 90-1139 (349 amino acids)
Biological process (GO): DNA alkylation repair; regulation of DNA-templated transcription
Cellular component (GO): nucleus
Molecular function (GO): RNA binding
Source: RefSeq, a predicted model, not a curated record
AGAAAAAACCGCCAACUUCACAUUAAUUUAUUUUUCACUAGCAAUUAUUUCAAUUGUCUCUAGCAAUGUUCACUUGUUCAUAACAGAUAAUGGAUAUCUUGGAACCUGACACUGUAUGGGUAAGUGGUCGUCGUUACAGAUAUUUCGAGAGUAAUUUCUGGUCGAACGAGCAAACCACACCGUAUGAAGAACAUUGUCAACCGGAAAUGAACGAGAUAACACCGGAGACGAGUGAAAACGAUUCAAUUCCCAUCGAGGAAAUUGACGGUGGAAAAUUCCGCCACAUCGUGGACAUCCCCAGUGCAUUUUAUGGACACAUCAUGGGUUGUCAAGGGGCCACAAAGAAAAAAUUGGAGAUGGAAACGAAAACAACAGUGAGAGUUCCCUACAAAAAUUCCUCAGACCCUCUGACGAUCACUGGAGUGACUGCAAGGGAUAUCAUCUCGUGUCGAAACAGGAUGGAUUUAUUGGUGGAAAAGGCGAAAAUUAAAAUGCCACCCACUCAUUUCGUGUCGAUUCCCCUGAACACAGAGGAAAUAAUCCAGAGUUACGAGAGAUUUAGGGAACGAAUUGUCAACGAUCCGGAUUUUAAAAAUAUGAGGAUCGACGAGAAAAUGUUCGUUAAACCGACUACAUUGCAUGUAACGAUUGGAAUGCUCCUCUUGCUGGACGAGAAGACGACGAAAGAAGCUGCAGAUGUCCUCAACGAAUGUGUCGAGACAAUAGUCAAACCGAUUAUUAAGGGGCUCAGCAAGCCUUUGGUGGUGAAAAUACAAGGGGUGGACUGCAUGAAUGACGAUCCAGAGAAGGUAACAGUCGUCUAUGGAACAAUUCCAACGAACGAGACACUCCAGGAAAUGGCAAAUAAAAUAUUUCAAUUCUUCAUUCAAAAACAACUGAUGAAGGUCACUUACACAGAAAAUGUCAAACUACACAUGACUCUGAUAAAAUCGAGUAAAGUAGUCCCCAUAGAUCAGAGAAGAGGAAGUCGCAAAAUUGAUUUUAAUGCUCGAGAGAUAUUAUCGACCUUCAAGGACUACAACUUUGGGGAAAUGGAGUUGAAGCACUUGGAGAUAUGCCACAGGCAUUCGAAAAACGACGAUGGCUCAUACAAAACCAUUGCAAAAGUCGAAUUAUAAAACAGAGAGGCAUUCUAAUAAAAAAAAGAGUACAACUGUCACUGAGAUAUUCCCCCUCCACAGUUUCAUUCGAGAAUAAAAUAGAGGUGUUUGAAAGAUAUUA